This is a messenger RNA of Alosa alosa (allis shad), 2978 nucleotides long. RefSeq names its product ribosomal protein S6 kinase-like 1 (gene rps6kl1). Gene Ontology annotation, molecular function: protein kinase activity; ATP binding. The transcript is spliced from 11 exons. Gene Ontology annotation, biological process: protein phosphorylation. The record is from RefSeq and is a predicted model, not a curated record. Lineage: Eukaryota; Metazoa; Chordata; Actinopteri; Clupeiformes; Clupeidae. Bases 252 to 2372 code for a protein of 706 amino acids.
AAUACGGCUGUUGGUGUUGGACCAGUGAUGGGUGAUGAUGGGUGACUCAAAGGAGCCAAAAGCCUGUGGCCUUUACAGUACCUCUGUGUAGACAUCUGAAACUGUAUCCAGAAGCUGAUGUUGGGAUGGCUUCUCCUUGGACAUGCGGUCAAAUCUAGAGGGACUUCCAGACACCCAGAUCCAUCUCUCAGGGUGGUCCUUUGAGGCUUCUAGUUUCACGUGGAGGUCUGCUGAGCUGAGACUGGCUAGACAUGGCCAAAAGGGAUUACCUACUGGAUGCGGCCCGGCAAAUUCGUAUGGCACUGGACCGAGAGGUCAGUGAGGACUAUGAGGCUGCAUUCAACUACUACAAGAAGGGAGUUGAUUUGCUGCUAAAUGGAAUACAAGUAGACCCAAAUAAGGAACAGCGUGAGGCAGUGAAGCGUAAAACCACGCAGUAUCUGAAGAGAGCUGAAGAGAUCUUCAUCUCCCACCUGCAAAACAACUAUCAGAAGGGAGGAUCUCAGAUGGAGCAGGGUUACAGCAGCCUAAGGUUCCGACCAAUCAGACACCUGAACUCACCGGUGGAAGAUCUAAAGAUGUAUAAAGUUGUUGGCAUCAUUGACAAGGUUCUGACUGUUCAGAGUCUGGUUUGCAAGGAUACAUUUGUGAUAAAGAGCCUUCCCAAAUCAAGUGGAAAUUGCCGUGAUAGGCCUACUAUCAUCCCUCAGAAUGUUCCAUGUAUGGUGAAACUUCUGAGGUAUUACGUAAGUGAGGAUGCAGUCUAUCUGCACCUGGACCAUGUGAAAGGAGGUAAACUAUUUUCUAAACUGCACAAACUCAGGGGACAGACAGCGAAGGAGCAUCCUGAGUGCUGUAGUCAGCACAGGAUCGGACUGAAAAACAGCUACACAUCACCAGCUAUCAGUACGGAAUAUGGUCAAGAUGAUGGUCAGAAGGUCGGGAGAACCCAACCCACAGAGGGAGGACCUGCGGUCACGACUUCGCCAGCGUCCUGGUAUGAGGCUCAGCAACGACUGGAGAACUGCCAAACCCACUCCUACAGUGAGGAGACAGGCUGCUUGCAGCUUUCCAAGUUGGAGAAACUGGAUGCGAAGUUGAACCGGGAGUUGUCAUUGCAUGCAAAGACACCACGUGAGCUUUCAACAUCCUCAUCUGAAAAAAAUCAUAAUUUCACCAUGCAUCUCAGUACCCACUCAGAUCAACAACGAUCACCAAGUAUACAUUCAGAACCUCCCAUAAAUGACACUGGACCUGACAAACCCAUGUACAGCUCAGAACUUGGUAUCGCCUGUAACUCUUCUGAUCCAUUGCACAAGUGUGGGGCUUGUAUGACGCCACUACACUCUGGAAGUAAUUAUGCAGUGGAUAAUGUUCAGACAUCUUUGGAACACCCUCUUUCAACAGCUCAGAGGCAGACGUCAAAUGACGAGGUGGGAACGACUGCUGCUAUUGAACCUGCCUCUUUCUCCAGGGAAAUGGACUCAGAGACAAAAGGCGAAGCCAUUAAUCCAAGGUGCAAUAAAACAUCAUCCUCAGGAAAUGUUUGCUCUCAAAUUGUGUUGAGUAGCGAUGAUUUCAGUAUGCAGCACUUGGCUGACCCUGCUGUUAGGGUAUCAGGAGAAGUAUCCGAGGAGAGGCUUCAAAAGCAAAUGGAGGAGAGAAAGGGAGAUCUGGGUUCAGUUGACGGAGAGAAACUUCAGAAAGCAGCACAUGAAAGUGGCCUAGGUUCUCCAUCUUCUAGCCUCACCAGGGACACCCAUUCUCCAAAUGAAAUGGAAGACCUUGAAAUUGAGGUGGAUGGCUGGUUCCAUGUACCUCAGUUCAAGAAGCAGGUCCCCAGAAUGAAGUCCCCCCAUGGACACUGGGGUCUACCUGAGGCUGAGGUGUGUACAUGGGGAGCCCAGAUCCUUAUGGCGCUGGAGAGCCUUCACGAACAGGGUAUCAUCUGCUGCGACCUCAACCCAAACAAUAUCCUUCUCAGUACUCAUAGUAAGGUCUGCCUGACUUACUUUGGCCAAUGGAGUGAGGUGCAGCCAGUGAUCUGUCCAAAGGCAAUGGAACAAAUGUACUGCGCUCCAGAGAUAGGUGGGAUGGCUAAGAUCACAGAGGCAUGUGAUUGGUGGAGUUUGGGGGCCUUGCUCUUCGAACUUCUUACUGGGAUGCCGCUGUGGCAGUGUCACCCCACAGGAGUGGACUCACACACCCAGCUCCUCGUCCCAGACCACCUAAGUACGGCGGCAGCCUCGCUGCUCACGGAGCUCCUUCAGUUUGAUGCUGGCUAUCGUUUGGGCUCUGGUGGUGGUGGUGUGAGCGACAUCAAGUGCCAUCCUUUCUUCCACUCAGUGGUGUGGCCCAGUUUGGACAGUUAAUGGUGAUGCCCCAAGAUAAACAUCUUGGGCUCUUUUGGAUCAUUAGCACCCUCAGAAGAAUUAUUCAUAUCAACUUCAAGCUCCUCAGCAGUAGAACCUAACCAGGGCUACGUUUGAACUUUUUCCAAGCUGGGUGAUGUCCCUGGACCUGGGGUAGUGAUUGUGGUGGUUUUUGAAGGGAAAAAAUGAUAUACAAGUGUGGCCAAAUUUGUUAAUACCCUGUUUAUUUCCAGCGGAGCGUAAGUAACGGCAUUUUCUGGUAUGUUCUGCUCAUUUCGUGUUCACUCUGACUCCAAAUAUCUUGUUCAUGCCCAACAGGGCAACUCUUUAUUCAACUUUGACACACGCAUAAAUCCUUCAGCAUUUAGCAUGCUUAGACACUAGGUGCAACAUCCAACAGGGUCCACAGGUAUGCUAAAACAAUAGCCGUUACAUCACAUUUUCUUCUUCCGUGAACAUAGAGCUGAUGAUGAAGCUCUGGUUUCAUCUCAUGAGUCCAAAACACUGAUACAUUUUAGCCAGUUUCAGUCUGGGUUUUUAAUGUGCUUCUUUCAGCAGUGCAGCCAUGUCUAGGUUGAAUGGCUACAGUCCCAUGGACCUUAAACC